CAACAUUAAUUAAAGCAACAUUAGUUAAAGCGACAUUAAUUAAAGCGACAUUAGUUAAAGUGAUGUUAGUUAAAGUAACAUUAAUUAAAGCGACAUUAGUUAAAGUGAUGUUAGUUAAAGCGACAUUAGUUAAAGCGAUGUUAGUUAAAGCGACAUUAGUUAAAGCAAUGUUAGUUAAAGUGACAUUAGUUAAAGCGAUGUUAGUUAAAGUGAUAUUAGUUAAAGUGACAUUAAUUAAAACGAUGUUAGUUAAAGCAAUGUUAGUUAAAGCAACAUUAGUUAAAGCGAUGUUAGUUAAAGUGACAUUAGUUAAAGCGAUAUUAGUUAAAGCGACAUUAGUUAAAGCGAUAUUAGUUAAAGCGAUGUUAGUUAAAGCGAUGUUAGUUAAAGCGACAUUAGUUAAAGCGAUGUUAGUUAAAGCGACAUUAGUUAAAGCGACAUUAGUUAAAGCGACAUUAGUUAAAGUGAUGUUAGUUAAAGUGAUGUUAGUUAAAGCGACAUUAGUUAAAGCGACAUUAGUUAAAGCAACAUUAGUUAAAGCGAUGUUAGUUAAAGCGACAUUAGUUAAAGCGACAUUAGUUAAAGCGACAUUAGUUAAAGCGACAUUAGUUAAAGCGACAUUA
This is a messenger RNA of Dentiscutata erythropus, 623 nucleotides long. The record is from the annotation of a GenBank genome assembly. Lineage: Eukaryota; Fungi; Glomeromycota; Glomeromycetes; Diversisporales; Gigasporaceae.